Molecule: messenger RNA, 2490 nt
Organism: Aphanomyces astaci
Lineage: Eukaryota; Oomycota; Saprolegniomycetes; Saprolegniales; Verrucalvaceae
Exons: 1
Coding region: 87-2372 (761 amino acids)
Biological process (GO): transmembrane transport
Cellular component (GO): membrane
Molecular function (GO): transmembrane transporter activity
Source: RefSeq, a predicted model, not a curated record
CCUCAAGUCACUUUCUGACUCUGAGCGGCGCUGAGUAGUCGCGCCAGUGGAACUCACUCGUGGACUGAUUCACAACAGCUAUACCGAUGGGCUGCUGCGGCUCGAAAGACGACGUGAUUCCGGACGGCACGGGGGGCUCCACGCCGACCCCCAUGCGAAAGUGCCGCGACGUGCUGUGCUGUGUGAUUUUCUUCGUAUUUUGGCUGGGGAUGGCGGUGCUGGCGGUCGUGGGGGUUGCCAACGGCACCCCCGAGCGCCUGCUCUACGGAACCGACUUCAACGGCACCGUGUGCGGCACGGGCGUGUUCGCGGACUCGACGUUCCUCUAUUAUCCCCGCAUCAACGACGACAUGAUGACACAGGCAGCGCACGGCAUUUCGCCGCUAGACAUGAAGUUCUACGGGCUCUGCGUGCCGUCAUGUCCUUCCCAAGGCGAGUACAUCUGCGCCUACACGGCCGAGGCCAACCUCCGCGCCGCCAAUCCAUCCGUGACGACCUCCGCGGGGCUCAACUCGCUCCGGGCGGCGCGGGCCAACUCAGCGAGCAACCGGCUGGGCCUCACGACGCCCGACUGCUGGUCCGUACCGCUGCCGUCAGAAGUGGUGGCGUUCCGAUGCCUACCUAUGCAAGUGACACUGCAAAACACGACCCAAGUGUGCGUCGAACCGGGCGAUGCACCAGAGUACUACACGACAACUAACGGCAUCAAGACCCCCAACGACAAGUGCAGUUUGAAACUGAUGCUAACUAGCUCGCAGACAAUCGGGCAGGCGAAUUCGAACCCGAUAUUCGACAAGUUGCAGUCCACGGGCGCCCUCGUCGGCCGAUUCAUUGCCGACAUCAAGAACACGUACGGCGAGUUGCUGGGCAUCGGCGGCGGCGGCGCGCUCGUCCUCGGCUGGCUGUUUCUGCUCUUCAUGAGAUGUUGUGCGGGGUGUGUGAUCUGGUUCGUCCUGUUCGCGGUGGUGCUGCUCCUGGGGGUUCUCUCCGUCUUCUUCCUCGUGAAGGGAGGCGUCAUCCACUCGGCGGACAUUACGUCCGUCACCACCGCCAUCGCGUCCGCCACGGCCGUCGACGUCGCGGUGCCCGCGUCGCUCGCGCAGGCGCACAGUAACACGCAAGUGUACCAAGGCGCGGCGGUGGUCAGCCUCGUUCUCACCGUCCUCGCCCUUCUCGUCGUGUGCUUUAUGCGAAAACGAAUCAAAAUCGCCAUCGGCAUCAUCCGCGAAGCCUCUCGGGCGAUCCAGCGGCUACCGUCCCUCGUCUUGUUUCCUCUUCUACCCGUGAUGCUAAUCCUCGGCCUCUUCAUCUACGCGACCGUUAUCGGGGCCUACAUCUACAGCGCGGACGGCAACGUGUCGCUCACGGCGGCCCUGGCGUCCGUGGGGGUGCCUGCGUCCAACGCGACCACCGCCCUCACGACGGCGUGGGCCGCGCAGCUCAACGCGACAACCACCGCGUCCGCCGUCGAGCCCAAGCAGCUGAUGCAGAUCAUGGUCGCAUAUCACUUGUUCGGGUUCCUCUGGACCAACCAACUGAUCCAGGCCAUCUCGAUGACCACGAUCGCCGGCGCCGUGGCCAAGUACUACUGGAGCCGCGACCACACCCCGGCUCAAAUGGGUCGGUUUCCCGUGUUAAGUUCGUUUAAAAACUGCUUCCGGUACCACUUUGGGUCACUCGCGUUUGGGGCUUUCAUCAUCGCGGUCGUGCAGUUUGUGCGCGCCGUCUUGAUGUACGUGGAUCGGCAGACCAAGCAGCUGCAGCAGUCGAACGUGGCCGUGAAGGUCGCACUCAAGGCAGUCGCGUGCUGCUUGUGGUGCUUGGAGAAGUGCCUCAAGUUCAUCUCCAAGAACGCGUACAUUGUGAUCGCGAUGAAGGGCCGAAGCUUCUGCGGGGCAACACGCGAAGCGUUCUCGCUCAUCUUUGCGAAUAUGGCGCAGGUCGCGAUUACGUCGACGAUCGUCAACAUGGUGGUGGUCGUGGCCCGGAUCGCCAUCUCCGUCGGGUGCGCCUUGCUGCUGUUCUUGUACCUAGAUCGGGACACCGACUUUGACGUUGGCGGGCCGCGCGAGCUGUCGUCCAUCUUUCCGCCGGUGGUCCUCGGGUUCGUCCUCGCGUGGUUCGUGGCCGGCACGUUUCUCAGCGUGUACGAGAUGUGUGUGGACACGAUCUUGCUCUGCUUUUGCGAAGACCGCCGCAUCAACAAGGAGAGCGGCCAGUUUUACAUGUCCAAGGAGCUCGCGGCCUUUGUGGACAAGGUAGCCAAGGCUAAGAAGCCGACGACGGGGGAUGCGGAGGUGUCGCCGUCGCCUGCGUCAGCGGGACGGGUGGUGGAAGUGUCGCCCAAGCAUGAACCCAAGCCAGACAUAUAGAGAGCUGCGUAUACUAGAGUCCAUAAUGUAGUUGUGUGUGCACCAGGUUAAGUCUCUGGGCGGGAGAAUGGCACAAACUUCAACUUCGACACCAUAAACCUGUAUCAUUGCAUUCACA